CUUCGGAAAAACAACUCUUCCCAUGCUUUUAAUUCGAUUUCCCCUUCCAACUCCCUGAAACGUGGUGAGAGCAUAGCAAAAAGGGCUAACCCUGCACCGGGAUGGUCGUGUGCUAUCGUACGCAGUGAAAACGGCACUAAUUUUAGUAAACGUCAAACACAAAAUGUCGUAGAUGGUAUGAUCAACAUCGGGCUCGAAUUCACGACACGAGACUGCUGAGUGUCGUCCAGAGCAAAAGGCAGAGAUUCCUCCCACCACAGCUCUGCGCUCAUCAGCUUGUCUCACAGCCAUGACUCAGCUCAAGCUUUGGACGUUGCUUCCAGCACUGUUCCGCCUUACUGUGGCAGAGUUUGGUAUUGCAGGUCAGCUCUUUGCCCUCCAGGGAGGAUCUGAUGUGAACAACGCAAAACUCGCCUGGGCUGCGGUCAAUGGUGCUUCCACCUAUCGAGUUGAGCAACAGCAGGGCACUGGAGGAUAUCAGACAGUUGCGACUGUUCCAGGGACCACGCAUGAUGUCUAUGACUUGAACGCGGGAUCUACGCACUCUUUCCGAAUAACGGCACUCAGUGGAAACAGCCAAGUCGACCAAAGCAGUGUUGCCACGCUCGCACCAUACACUGCUCAAGACACCUACAGCACACAUGACAACACGCAGCCAUCCCCCACGAGGCUCAAGUCGAAGCUUGAAGCGAACGGUGUCUACUAUCGAUACAACUAUCAAACAUACUCGAACGGAAGUUUCAAUCGCUUCGUUGAGCAGACGUCGAGAAACGGAUAUGACUUCACAGGCGACAAGACCGUCCUUACUGGUGUUACACUCUGUGCUCCAGCUAACUACAGUUGCAAAUUGGAAGCCAUUACAUUCCUCAAGCACCCGUCCACGAACCAAUUUGUGAUGUAUGCACACUACGAAAAGUCACAAGACUAUAGUCUCGGCUGGAUCGCAGUCGCGCAUAAGGAUCCUACAGCGGAAGCUUUCACAUUUGAUGGCGCGUACCGACCACUGGGACAUGACUCCCGAGACUUAAAUUUCUUCAACGAUGGCAACUCAGCGUGGAUUGUCACCAGCACCGAUACCAAUACGAACAACAACAUAUACUCGCUCACUUCGAACUGGACAGCUGUGGACAAGUUUCUGGUCCAAGUGAACAAGGGCGGACAUCGGGAAGCCCCUGCUGUGGCCAAAAACAACGGGGUCUACUAUCUUUUCACCUCCCGUGCUGCCGGCUGGCUUCCAUCGCAACCACAGUACAUAUCAGCCUCAAACAUGGCGGGACCCUGGAGCUCACCCGUGAACGUCGGCAAUACGGCCACGUUUGGCUCUCAGAGUGGUGGUGUCAGCCAACUGUCGAGUGGGCAGCUUGCGAUGAAUAGCAAUAGAUGGAGCUCGAACUGGCCCACUAAAGGUGGACAGACUCGCCAACUUAUGCUCCCCGUCUCUGAGGGCUCUGGAGGCUUUAUCUCCUACCACUACUACCGCACAGUCCAAUACAGUGACGAUGUCGCCACCAAAGGCCAUGGCAUCUAUGGUGUGCAGACUGGUCGCAUCCUCUCCGAUGGCAAGCCAAGCUCCAGCAGCGCGGGUAAUGCCAAUAUCGCCUCCGCCAAUGAUGGCACCCAGAACAAUCCCGCGAAUGUCUUUGUGCCCAGCGGCGUCCCAUUUUGGUACCAGAUCGAUCUGCAGAAAGCCCACACAAUCUCUCAAGUUGAUCUCUCGACUAAGCUGGUGCAAGGCUCUGAGACCUUCUACAAAUACAACGUCACUGGCAGCAAUGAUGGACGGACUUUUGAGCUCCUGGCAGAUCAGACGAACGCCGUUGAUGUUGGUUUCAGCGCAGCUUUCCCAACCUCGACGCAGCAGUUCAGGUACAUUCGAAUUAAUGUCGAGAGUGUGGUGAAUAAUGUCAAUGGUCAAGCUGCAAAUUGGGCUGUAGGAAUUCACGAAGUGACUGUGUACGGUAGUUGAUUGCAUCGCAUAUCAUGAUUGAUUUGCUUAAUUUCAAUUGGUUUCCCAUCCGGUCGCCACCUUAAGCGGCGCGCGAAAAUGCUGAAGCCAAGGUGUGGAGCGUUGGCUUGCCUUCACUUGCGCUGCAGCGCGCAAUCUUCGGUUAGUAUCGCGCGGAAGGCACCAGAACAAACAAAGUCUUCCCAAA
Cercospora beticola is the source of this 2153-nucleotide messenger RNA. RefSeq lists its product as uncharacterized. NCBI's taxonomy places the organism in Eukaryota, Fungi, Ascomycota, Dothideomycetes, Mycosphaerellales, Mycosphaerellaceae. The record is from RefSeq and is a predicted model, not a curated record. Gene Ontology annotation, molecular function: protein binding.